Messenger RNA from Xiphias gladius (swordfish), 441 nucleotides. RefSeq lists its product as uncharacterized. The record is from RefSeq and is a predicted model, not a curated record. Bases 1 to 396 code for a protein of 131 amino acids. NCBI's taxonomy places the organism in Eukaryota, Metazoa, Chordata, Actinopteri, Istiophoriformes, Xiphiidae. The transcript is spliced from 4 exons.
AUGGCGGAUUCAAAGCGAACAUCUGAAUCCAUCAACUUUGUGCAUCAGGAUGAAAUCUGGAAGGCACAUGUAAAAGUUGAGAAGGAUGCGGCUGAAGCCUGGCCCAACAAGUGGGGCUUCCUGACUGAGGUCUACAAGGAGUACGAGAGGGAGAGUGCGAAGAUGAAGAGUGUGGUCAGCAUGGAGCUUCCCCCUCACCUGGCCCCACAACCUGCAACCCCUCCAGAAAAAUACAUCCAUGUUGGCCCCUCCCCCCCGGUUCCUCAGACAACACAGGCCCUGAUUGGUUGGCGUUCAGGUCGCUCACAUCUUCAGCUGGAAAAGCACGGCACGGUGCACCAUGGGAGGCGUAGUUUUCUGAGGGAGCUGGGCUGGCCUCUUGAUGCUUGUAGCUGAGUCCAAGUCCCCAUCAUGUGACUACUGCGUGAUUCAGUGCUGGCU